UGAUAUGCGUCACUAAACACUGAAUAUUUUGCUGUAAAACUUGUACGUACAUGGGUUAGAAAACCUAGCACUAUACAAGCCUACCUGGGAGCAAAAUCCCUGGCCAGAAAAAGGAAGAGACUUUGGUAGUGAGAAUGCAGUGGAUGGUAUGUACACUGAUCGGGGAGCAGUUGGAGGUCAGUGUACAAUAUCUGGGGAUGUAAAAUACACUGCUACAUGGAGAGUAGACCUUGGAAGAGUUGUCAGCAUCAAUCACAUAGACAUCUACUACAGGACGGAUAACCGAAAUUUUAGUCAAUAUUUAGAUAGAAUGGCCGGCUUUUUUGUCUAUGUUUCCAACACAACUUCUAAAGACGAUGGUUAUCUCUGUUAUCACGAUGAAUCAACCGACCAAAACAUGGUGUCAUUAGACCAGCACAUUAACUGCACUCUACAAGGACGAUACGUUAUAUACUACAAUGAACGUAGACCGGGUGCUGUGUAUCCUAGCUUCUAUUCAAAAUAUGCUUAUAAUGAACUCUGUGAGGUAGAGGUCUAUGGGUGUAAUGGAACAUAUGGAGACGAUUGCAUUUAUCCAUGCCCAAAAAACUGCCAAGACAGGAGUUGCGAUACCAAUACAGGCCACUGUUUAAGUUGUUCCUCGGGAUAUAAGGGUUUAGAAUGUCACAUUGUUUGUAACAACAAUACCUACGGACCAGCAUGUGCUUUAAAAUGUGGUAACUGCAGCAAUGGAGAGACGUGUCACCAUAUCAACGGUACUUGUCUUCACGGAUGUGCUGAAGGGGCACUAGGAGAUACCUGCCAGGAAGGAUGCCAAUCAGGAUAUUAUGGAAGGAAUUGCAGUCACCGUUGUAGUGAAAACUGCAUUGUUACCAGUCAAUGUGACAGAUUUACAGGACAAUGUGACGGUGGUUGUAAACCAGGAUGGACAGGAAGCACAUGUAAUCAAAUUAGAGCUACUAACACACAACCUAGUUCAUGCACAGAGAGCUACACCAUUGUAAUCGUCGUGGUAUCAGUUCUGAUUGUUGUCACAGGAAGUCUGAUAAAUUUUGUCAUCUGGAAAAGAAAUGUUGCAAAACUUUCCAGAAUGAGCCGUGAAAAUAUGCCGCAACCUACAUAUAAAACAGAGGACAAAGAGCAUCAAUACACAGAGCUUGAAGAGGUUGACAAAUCCAAGACAUAUGAAGAAAUCCAUAGGUAUUCCAACUGAAACCAUCACUGUCUACUAGUACCAAAUAUCCUGGAAAAGAUUUUCAACAAAAAACUACAUAUACAAAGCAACAAAUGCCACAAAAUUCAAGUUUGGAACAAUUUUAGUGCCGUAUGUUGCACUGUAGGGCAGAAUAUCAUGAUUCUCUACAACUGAUUUUUUUUCACUUCGGCUGUGCUGUUUAGCAUAUGCACAACAUUAACCAUACCAUCGUCCUGAGAAUUUGGUGUAAAUUGUAGAUUUAACUGCAGUAUUUGCAAAAUGUGAAUGUGGCCACAUUUGACCACCUCUUUGAAACUUUUAGAACUGAGAUAUAUUGCCAACAUCUGCCUUCCUGCAAAAUUUCUAAAUGUUGUAUUAUAAACAUUUUCCAAAAAAAUGCUAAAAAAACCCACAAAACUCUCUA
Messenger RNA from Magallana angulata, 1619 nucleotides. Its product is annotated as multiple epidermal growth factor-like domains protein 10. NCBI's taxonomy places the organism in Eukaryota, Metazoa, Mollusca, Bivalvia, Ostreida, Ostreidae. The record is from RefSeq and is a predicted model, not a curated record. Bases 149 to 1213 code for a protein of 354 amino acids. The transcript has 10 exons.